Molecule: messenger RNA, 402 nt
Organism: Penicillium crustosum
Lineage: Eukaryota; Fungi; Ascomycota; Eurotiomycetes; Eurotiales; Aspergillaceae
Exons: 1
Coding region: 1-402 (133 amino acids)
Source: RefSeq, a predicted model, not a curated record
AUGCCGAAGGAUUUCACAAUACGGUGGGUGUAUGCGUACAAGACUACGAGACUGACAAAUCAGCAAUGGGUUUUGUUCGAAUAUCCUGGUGAGUUUGGCCACGUUUCUCCCGAGCCAGUUCGCCUGCCGCGCACGCUCGAACCCCUCUACAGCGGCGCCUCUACGUAUUACCGGGAGGUCGGAAAUAAGGCACGUCACCUCCCCAUGCAUCAUUUGGCGCCAUCUUCUGACGGGCUGGUGGCCCGCCAUCCGUCAGAAUAUGAACUGGAUCUGCAUGGUGUGACGGUUGACCAGAAGUACGCUUGUAGUCAGGAGUGGAGCCCCCAUGGCCGACUCAAUAUUUCGUGCAGUCUUGGUCACCACUCCUUCGAACGCAACUCGCAUAUUGGCUCUCAUCGCUGA